GUGUUGAAGAAUGAACAAAAAUCUGGAAAGGUCAAUCCAAGAAAAGGUCAAACAAGUGAAAAACUCCGGAUCCAAAUAGAAAAUUUGACAGAAUGUAUUAAAACCACCAAGUUAUCAAAACAAGAUAAAGAGGACAACAAGACAAUUGUGUUAGGCACAUCAAAAAUCCAUUACCUAGACCCAUGGAUCUCUGUUGCGUGGUGCAAAAAAUAUGAUGUGCCAAUCACUAGAAUUUUCAACAAGACUCUCCAUGAAAA
Messenger RNA from Entrophospora candida, 257 nucleotides. NCBI's taxonomy places the organism in Eukaryota, Fungi, Glomeromycota, Glomeromycetes, Entrophosporales, Entrophosporaceae. The record is from the annotation of a GenBank genome assembly.